AUGGCUGCCGAAAGGCUUCGGCUGCUGCCGCCGCCGCUGCUGCUGCUGCUCUUCUUCUCUUGCAGCGGGGCUUUAACGCGGAACUCCGCGGGGCCGCGCUACUCCCCCGAGUGGCCCAGCCUGGAUGCGCGCCCCCUGCCUGGGUGGUUCGACGCGGCCAAGGUCGGGGUCUUCGUGCACUGGGGGGUCUUCUCGGUGCCCGCCUGGGGCUCGGAGUGGUUCUGGUGGCACUGGAAGGGCGAGCUCCAGCCCGACUACGAGAACUUCGUCCGCCGGCACUUCCCUCCGGGCACCUCCUACGCCGACUUCGCCCCGCGCUUCUCCGCCGUCGACUUCCAGCCAGAGGAGUGGGCGCAGCUCUUCCAGGACGCCGGGGCCAGGUAUGUGGUGUUUACCUCUAAGCAUCAUGAAGGCUUCACCAACUGGGGGUCGGAAGCAUCCUGGAAUUGGAAUUCAGUGGAUACUGGUCCCCACCGUGACCUGGUUGGUGAAUUGGGAGAGGCUGUCCGAAAAAGAAACAUAUCCUUUGGACUGUAUCACUCCCUUUUUGAAUGGUUUCAUCCAUUGUAUUUACUGGACAAAAAAAAUAGCUUCAAGAGCCAGUUUUUUGUCUCUGAGAAGACUCUUCCAGAACUCUAUGAACUUGUUUUAAGGUACAAGCCGGACCUUAUUUGGUCGGAUGGCGAUUGGGAAGCUCCAGAUACAUAUUGGAAUUCAACUUCCUUCCUUGCCUGGCUAUAUAACGAUAGCCCAGUUAAGGAUACCGUGGUGGUGAACGAUCGAUGGGGCGCCAAUUGCUCCUGCAAACAUGGGGGCUACUACAACUGCCAGGAUAAAUUCGAGCCCAGCUCUCUUCUAGACCACAAGUGGGAGAUGUGCACCUCUCUUGACGUAAGGUCAUGGGGAUAUCGCAGCAACAUGCAAGUUUUUGACGUCAUGAAUGGGAACACCAUUAUUCAGGUACACUUCAAAGGGACCAGCAGUCUAUGCUAUUUUCUUGGUGUGGCCAAAAGACAGUGUGCUGACUCUUUCAUCACCUGUUGUGUCUGCAAGUACUCAA
Thamnophis sirtalis is the source of this 1060-nucleotide messenger RNA. NCBI's taxonomy places the organism in Eukaryota, Metazoa, Chordata, Lepidosauria, Squamata, Natricidae. The record is from RefSeq and is a predicted model, not a curated record.